Pelobates fuscus (common spadefoot toad) is the source of this 2987-nucleotide messenger RNA. RefSeq names its product sodium- and chloride-dependent neutral and basic amino acid transporter B(0+)-like. The transcript has 14 exons. Gene Ontology annotation, cellular component: plasma membrane. Bases 121 to 2049 code for a protein of 642 amino acids. The record is from RefSeq and is a predicted model, not a curated record. NCBI's taxonomy places the organism in Eukaryota, Metazoa, Chordata, Amphibia, Anura, Pelobatidae. Gene Ontology annotation, molecular function: glycine:sodium symporter activity. Gene Ontology annotation, biological process: glycine import across plasma membrane; sodium ion transmembrane transport; synaptic transmission, glycinergic.
UGGAGUUAAGAAAGAAGGGAGGGCCAGAGUGUGUCUAGUACAUUUGGGAGACUCCGGGACACUGAAGAAAAGCACACAGAUACCUGCCAAGCACACAACUACUUAUUUUUCAAAAGCAGAAUGGGGAACUCAAUCCCAAAUUGUCUCAAAUGUUGCAAUAAAAAGGAAAGCUUUGAUCUGGAUAAAGGCGAGAAAACUAAUACUGAUGAGAAUACAGAACGAGGAAACUGGUCCAGCAAAUCCGAAUAUCUCUUAUCCAUGGUAGGAUAUGCUGUGGGUUUAGGAAACGUUUGGAGAUUUCCCUAUCUCACCUUCCAGAAUGGAGGAGGUGCAUUUCUCAUCCCAUACACCAUUAUGCUUGCGCUGGCUGGACUUCCUCUGUUUUUUUUAGAGUGUUCUCUUGGACAGUUUUCUAGUUUAGGACCAGUAGCCAUGUGGAAGGUUCUCCCUAUCUUUGAAGGUGUUGGAAUUACAAUGGUUCUUAUUUCCACACUAGUAACAAUCUAUUAUAAUAUCAUCAUUGCCUACAGCCUGUACUAUCUCUUUGCUUCGUUUACAAGUGUACUUCCGUGGUCUGAGUGUUUUGAAUGGGCUGAUGCCAACUGUAGCAAGACUCCCAAAGGAUUUUGCAGCGUUAAUAUGAGCUUCGAUAUAUUGGAAACAGUCAAUCUUACUUUUGUCAAGCAACAAAACUACACCUGUUUACCUAAUACAACUGUGAGGCUCGACACAGAAAUCCCAAGCAAGCAAUACUGGGAAAAGGUGGCACUUCGUCGUUCUAGUGGUCUCGAUGAGACUGGAGAAGUUGUUUGGUACUUGGCUCUAUGUCUUCUUCUUGCAUGGAUAAUUAUUGGAGCUGCACUGUUUAAAGGCAUUAAAUCUUCAGGAAAGGUGGUAUACUUCACUGCGAUAUUUCCAUAUAUUGUCCUUCUUAUUCUCUUGGUACGAGGCGCUACGCUGGAAGGGGCGUACGAAGGGAUUAGUUAUUAUAUUGGCACACAGUCGGAUUUUUCAAAACUAAAUAACGCAGAUGUCUGGAAAGAUGCUGCCACUCAGAUAUUUUUCUCCUUAUCAACUGCAUGGGGUGGCCUGGUAGCUCUCUCGUCGUACAACAAAUUUAAAAAUAAUUGUUAUGGAGAUGCCAUAAUGGUGUGCGUUACAAACUGCCUCACAAGCGUCUUUGCUGGAUUUGCAAUAUUCUCCAUAUUGGGCCACAUGGCCUUUAAAGCUGAGAAGCCUGUACAGGAGGUAGUGGAUUCAGGAUUUGCUUUAGCGUUCAUUGCCUAUCCAGAAGCUCUGUCCCAGCUGCCCGUUGCUCCACUGUGGUCUAUUUUGUUCUUUUUCAUGCUGCUGACUCUUGGGUUGGACUCUCAAUUUGCAUCUGUAGAGACAAUAACAACCACUAUACAAGAUGCGUACCCAAAGGUGAUGAAGAAAAUGCGUGGUUUGAUAACUGUUGGAGCGUGCAUUGUGUUUUUCUUUCUUGGUCUACUCUGUGUUACUGAGGCAGGGAUUUUCUGGGUGGAUCUUAUUGAUUACUUUUGUGCUGGAUGGGGAAUUCUUAUUGCAGCAAUUCUGGAGAUUAUAGGAAUCUGCUGGAUUUAUGGUGGAAACCGUUUUAUUGAAGAUAUUGAAAUGAUGAUUGGGAAAAAAAAUUGGAUAUUCUGGCUGUGGUGGAGAAUGUGCUGGUUUUUCAUAACUCCUCUUCUAUUGUUAGCCAUUUUGAUCUGGUCCCUGGUAACAUUUUCAAGCCCAAUGCAUGGAUCUAUUCCAUACCCCACAUGGGGCGUUGUUAUAGGCUGGUUAAUGAUAAUAUUCUGCCUUAUUUGGAUUCCUAUCCUUGCGUGUGUCAAACUGUACCAGUCUGAAGGAACACUUUUGCAGCGCUUUCGGAAGAUAUGUUCCCCAACCCCAGACUGGGGACCUGCCCUGGAGCAACAUCGACAAGGAAGAUACAAAUCUACUGAUUUACAGAAAGUUACAAAUGAUGUCAAUUUGCCAACAAUAGAUGGAGGAUUUGUCAACACAGAGUUUGUUCCGGAUAACUAAAAGAAAAACCAAAGGAUAUAUUUAUUAUUUUUGUUUUUAUUGGUGCAAAGAGGUUUUUUUUAACCAGUAAGAAACCAGAUCUCCUUUAUUGUGCAUGGAAUAGCAAGUGGCACAUUGGACAAGAGCAUUUCUUGAAGCUAUUCCUUGUAGUAUGGUUUAAACAUCGGAAAAUUCAACAGCACAAAUUUCAUAGUGAACUUGAUAAAUAUAAAACACAAUCAUUAUUCAAAUGAAAUUCCCAUUUGCAUCAUCCUUUUUUUUUAAGGAAUGUUUUUAAGGAAUGUUAGGUUUUAGAGAUUGUUCUUGUAAUUUUUUUUUUUUAAUUUUACCAAAGAUAUAGUUUGUUCAUAUGAGUUUAUAAUAAUAUAAUGCAACACAACACUUCUUAAAUGCACAAAAAAAAAUGCAAGAAUUCAUCGCCAUGAUGCCAGAUACAUGGUGCUCAUAGUAUAAAAAUAUUUUGCACAACUAUUCCAUAUCUGUGUUUGCCACUUUCAAAUGAAGAGUGGAGACUGGUUCUCAUCCAUCAUUAUUAUUGCGCGUAAAUAUAUAUAUUUUUUUUUAGAUUCACUUGAAUGAUACACUGUGCAGAAUACGUUUGUGCAUGCGCAGUAGUUCUCUUAAUUGAAUGCUUCAGGAUUGCCAGGACUGACUGAAGAGAUAGCAGCCCAUUUCUAAAUGGCCUCGUGGACAGUGAAAGAUCAGAGGCCCAAAGAUGUAUUGCUAAAGAGGGACCUUCAGACUUGACUAUCUCUAUAACACAUUCAUUUCCAUGUCACUGUCUUAGUGUUGUCUUAGUGUUGCAUAUGUUUCACUAUGCAAUUUGUAUGAAUCAUUUAUCCAAGUGUCACUGACAUGUUUACAUCUAAUUUUCAAAGAUUUUUUUUUAAGCAAUUUAUUAAAUCUGAUGAGUUUUGUUUCAUUUGUUGCUGCAUUUA